CAGAGCGGCAGUGGCGGCGGCCGCGCGCUCAAUAUGCGACGGCUUCCGCCGGAAGUGACGUUAUUCCCGGCCGUGCGCGGCGGUGGGCGAUGAAAUGUUUUUCACACGCUGAACUCCAGCUUGGAUUGUCUUGUUGCUCCACAACUCCAUCAAAAGUAGGAAGUCAAGAUGAAGAGCAGGGUGACACAAGUAAACCAUGGUUCUGGGUACGAAAGGAAGGAAAACUACAGUUCACACCAAAGAAGUUUAUCUCCAGAGGACAGGGAUACAGAUCGGGACAAGUCUCCCUCUCCCAGAAGGAGAAGAUACUCUGAUGACAGCAGAUAUGAUCAGGAAUAUUCAAGAAGGGAAUACUAUGAUGACAGAACUUCAGAAGGAAGAAGAAUGGAAUGGGGGAGAGAGAGACACCAUGAGAGAUGGGAGGAGAGAGAAUCUGAUCGAAGGAGGCAGAGGAGAUAUUCCUCACCUGAUCGUAGGAGCCCAGAGAGGUCGACAGUCCAGAGCUCCCUUGCUCAUGAUGAGACUACUUCCAAGAAAAAGAAGGAAGAAGUGGAUCCAAUCCUUACUCGCACAGGUGGUGCAUACAUUCCACCUGCCAAGCUCAGGAUGAUGCAAGAGCAAAUCACUGAUAAAAGCAGCUUGGCAUAUCAGAGAAUGAGUUGGGAAGCCUUGAAGAAGUCCAUCAAUGGUCUUGUCAAUAAAGUAAACGUUUCUAAUAUAGAAAAUAUCAUUCAUGAGCUCCUUCAGGAAAAUAUUGUUCGUGGAAGGGGAUUGCUUUCUAGAUCCAUUUUGCAAGCUCAGAGUGCCUCUCCAAUUUUUACCCAUGUAUAUGCAGCUCUCGUGGCAAUCAUCAAUUCAAAGUUUCCAAAUAUUGGUGAAUUGAUUCUCAAGAGAUUGAUAUUAAAUUUUCGUAAAGGAUAUCGUAGAAAUGACAAGCAACUCUGUCUAACAUCUUCAAAAUUUGUUGCACAUUUGAUGAAUCAGAAUGUGGCUCAUGAGGUUUUAUGUUUGGAAAUGCUGACUUUGCUUCUUGAAAGGCCUACUGAUGACAGUAUUGAAGUAGCAAUUGGUUUUAUUAAAGAGAGUGGGCUCAAGUUAACAGAAGUUUCUCCUAGAGCUAUUAAUGCAAUCUUUGACCGUCUUAGACACAUUCUGCACGAAUCUAAAAUUGAUAUGCGUGUACAGUACAUGAUAGAAGUCAUGUUUGCUGUACGGAAGGAUGGCUUCAAGGAUCAUCCAAUCAUUCCAGAGGGACUAGAUCUGGUGGAAGAAGAGGAUCAGUUUACUCACAUGUUACCAUUAGAAGAUGACUACAACCCAGAGGAUGUUCUUAAUGUUUUCAAGAUGGAUCCUAACUUUUUGGAAAAUGAAGAGAAAUACAAAAUGCUGAAGAAAGAAAUUCUUGAUGAAGGUGACAGUGAAUCUGAAGCAGAUCAAGAGGCUGGAAGUAGUGAAGAAGAUGAAGAAGAAGAUGAAGAGGAGGAUGAAGAUGGUCAGAAAGUUACUGUCCACGACAAAACAGAAAUUAACCUGGUCUCCUUCCGUCGCACAAUUUAUCUUGCUAUUCAGUCAAGCUUAGACUUCGAAGAGUGUGCUCACAAAUUGUUGAAAAUGGACUUUCCUGAAAGCCAGACCAAAGAACUCUGCAAUAUGAUACUUGACUGCUGUGCUCAGCAACGAACAUAUGAGAAAUUCUUUGGGUUACUGGCAGGGCGUUUCUGCAUGUUAAAAAAAGAAUAUAUGGAAUCCUUUGAAGCUAUUUUCAAAGAACAAUAUGAUACCAUUCACCGUUUGGAAACAAACAAGCUGAGGAAUGUUGCCAAAAUGUUUGCUCAUCUACUGUACACCGAUUCAAUUCCCUGGAGUGUCCUUGAAUGUAUAAUACUGAGUGAAGAAACUACUACAUCUUCCAGUAGAAUUUUUGUCAAAAUAUUCUUCCAGGAACUCAGUGAAUAUAUGGGCCUUCCUAAUCUAAAUGCAAGACUAAAAGAUGUAACACUGCAGCCUUUCUUUGAGGGAUUAUUGCCUCGGGAUAACCCCAGAAACACUCGCUUUGCCAUCAAUUUCUUCACUUCUAUUGGCCUUGGAGGACUAACGGAUGAAUUACGGGAGCAUCUUAAAAAUGCACCAAAGAUGAUAAUGACACAGAAACAAGAUGUUGAGUCAUCUGAUUCCUCUUCAUCUUCAGAGACCGACUCUUCCUCUGAUUCUGAUAGUAGCAGUAGUAGCUCAGAGUCAUCCAGCAGCAGUGACUCCUCAUCUAGCAGUGGCAGCAGCAGUGACACAGAUGUUUCUAAAGCCAAAAGAAGGAGAUUGCAGAAGAAAAAUAGAGAAUCUGAUAAAGUAUCUAGGAAAAAGCAAGAAAGGAGAAGGAAAUCAUUUGAAAAGAAGGUGAGAAGGAGGCAGCAAGAGGACAGAAGUGAUACAGAGAGCAAAUCGGAAAGAAAUCACCGAAAUGCAAGAGAAUCACACAGGAGAGAUGAUGCAUCAAAAUAUCAUCAUAGAGAUGAGUCCAAUGACAGAGAUGGUUACCAUAGUGGGAAAGAUAGGAACCAUGAAAGAAAUAAGGAUCUAGAAAAUAAACACAGUAACUUAAAACCAAAGAAAGCAGAGAGAAGAGCUUCUUUUUCUGAUGAUGAAAAUUACAGACACUGGAGCAAAGAUAAUGGACAUCGCAGUAGAAAAAGAGAGAGAUCAAAAUCUGUGGAGAGGGCCCAUAAUCACUCAAGUCCAAGAGAGAAGGAACAAGAAGACAGAUACAGAAAUGGUUCAGAGAAGCACCGUGAGAAGAGCAGCCGGCACUCUGAGCAGUACAGAGAGUCCAGAAAGAACGAGGACAGGCGGAGGGAGAGCUCCCCACACAGACGAAAAUAACACCUGGCCAGAGAUGGAAAUCAACGUGCAUUUCUGAGCUGUUAAAACUGUAUUUUAAAGUCUAGUACUGAACUUUCUCUAAAAGAAAAAGAUUUUGUACAAAGUGAUAGUUUGCAUUUGUAAAUUUUAUCAAACUUUUUCAAAUUUUCAGUAUCACUUUUUUAUAACUAGCGUUGAGCCUUUCUGUUAAAUUGUCCCUUGGGAAAGAAGCAGCUGUUUAUUUUGUGAAUAAAACCAUUUAGAUCUCAGC
Messenger RNA from Calypte anna (Anna's hummingbird), 3124 nucleotides. RefSeq names its product CWC22 spliceosome associated protein homolog (gene CWC22). The transcript is spliced from 20 exons. The record is from RefSeq and is a predicted model, not a curated record. Gene Ontology annotation, cellular component: catalytic step 2 spliceosome. Lineage: Eukaryota; Metazoa; Chordata; Aves; Apodiformes; Trochilidae. The coding region runs from base 169 to 2874 and encodes 901 amino acids. Gene Ontology annotation, molecular function: protein binding; RNA binding. Gene Ontology annotation, biological process: mRNA splicing, via spliceosome.